UUGUAUCACCAUGAAAACUAUGGCUUCCACAAAAUCACCAUCCCUAACUAUUCAAGAAGAAGCUGUGGCAGCUUACUCAUAUCCAUACACCGUAAAUGUUGCAAAUUUUGUCUCUGUGAGGCUCUCGGGUCAAGAUAAGUACAUGUUGUGGCGAACACAAAUGCUUUGCCUCAUCGAGGGUCAUGAAAUGCUCGGUUUCAUCAAUGGCAUACCACCCGAGGCUGAAACCGAAAAAUAUCAGUGGUGGCGGAGGUCCGACGCCCUAAUCCGAGGGUGGAUAUUAGGGUCUUUGAGUGAAGAUGUGCUCAACACCACCAUUGGGCUUAAAACUGCCAAAGAUAUAUGGUUACAUUUAGAAAAUUCUUAUGGGACUUUGCCACCUCAAUCUGGAUUAAUUAAUCUAGAGUUGAAAGAUGAAACUAGAUCCACUUCGCAUUCGAGGUCUCUGCCUGUUCCACUUCGUAGCGUGUCACAACAAAUCGAUCUGAAAGGGGAUUCGUUGACACCAGCCGUCGAAAGCAGUUUCAACGGUAGAGCUAGGAAAUCAUUGGGGUUAGAAAGGACGGUUUUCCCGGAGGACAACCUGGAAGAGAUUUUGCCAGCACUUGUUCCUUUGGAUUUACCUCAGAAUACUCAUUCCUUACAUGAACCAAGGAGCUAUCUCCCAUUAUAUAAAGCCGCCCUUAGAGGUGAUUGGGAGGUUGCACAAGAUUUUAUUAAUGACGACGAAGAAGCAUGCACCGCCAACAUCAACAAACACGGCUUUACAGCUCUUCAUAUUGCAGUUGGGACAGGAAAACAAGGAAUUAGUUUUGUUGAGAAAUUGGUGGCAAAGUUACCACCGAAUUCUCUCCUAAACAUGUUAACCUCUUUUAGAGAUUACACACCACUUCAUAUUGCAGCAGUUGUUGGCAACACAGAAGCGGUUAAAAUCUUGGUGAAUAAAAAUCAAGAGUUGUUAUAUGCUAAAGAUGUGGACGAAUUACUGCCCAUUCAUCGAGCUCUUAUUAAUUCUCAUAAAGAUACAUUUUUAUAUUUAUUGGAUGUCACGAAAGGCAAUCGAUAUCCUUUUACAUACACUGGAAACAUGGGUGUCACACUUUUGUCUAAUGUUAUUUUUGCAGGAUAUUUUGAUAUUGCACUUGAUUUAAUCACUCGAUAUCCUGAAUUAGCUACAACGAUACCACCUGAUAAUGUUGAUGCUCCUUUAAUGGCUAUAGCAAGAAAAGCAGAUGCCUUCAAGAGUGGUUGCUCCCUCGCUUUCUUCGAUAGUUUGAUAUAUAAAUAUGUUCCCUUGAAGUUGGAGAGCCCCAUCUCAAACAAAAAACUAGGGAAGAUGAACUUAUUCACUUCAGUUCUUCACGAGAUCAAUCGUGUGGUUUGGAAGGUUUUGGGUAGAUUCGUGCGACAUAUUACACACGUUCAGAAGCUAAAGCUGGAACAUCAUCAAGCCCUUGCACUUGUGAAAUAUUUAUGCCAAGAAAUCAGUGCAUUAAAUCUUCAAUCAAAUAGUGUCUAUUAUUCCGGCACAAUUAUUGAGGCAGCAAGUAAUGGUGCUUAUGAGGUGGUUCAAGAAAUUGUUGACACGUUUCCUCAAGCAAUUUGGUACGCUGAUAAAAAUGGUCAUUACAUGAUCCAGUUGGCGAUUCUUCAUCGUUGUGAAAUGGUUUAUAAUUUGACAUAUCAAAUGAGCGAUCACAAGCAUUUUCACAAGACUCUUAAGGAUGAUAACAAUAAUAAUCUCUUGCACUUGGCGGGAAAAUUGGCACCUCAACAGAAACUCAAUCUUGUUUCUGGUGCGGCAUUACAAAUGCAACGGGAAUUGCAGUGGUUUAAGGAAAUAGAGACGUUCGUGCAUCCAAAGUACAAAACCGAAAAGAACAUAUUCGACCACACACCUGAGAUGUUAUUCACCAAAGAACACAUAAAACUAGUGAGGGACGGAGAAGAAUGGAUGAAAAAAACAGCUGAUUCAUACACGAUAACAGCAGGCCUCAUAACAACUAUAGUUUUUGCAGCAGCCAUUAUAGUGCCAGGUGGCAACAAUGGCGAUACAGGCCACCCUAUUUAUGCAAGAGAAUUAUCUUUUCUUAUCUUUGCAAUCGCAGAUGCAAUCUCCUUAUUUACAUCCACCACCUCAUUAUUAUUAUUUUUGUCAAUCCUAACAGCCCGUUAUGCAGAACAAGAUUUUCUCUACACGUUACCUUCAAGAUUGAUUAUGGGUCUGGCGACUUUGUUCUUGUCUACAACCUCAAUGAUGAUUGCUUUUGGUGCAUCAUUGUAUCUUUUAUUUGGGCAGGGGAAAGAUUGGAUUUUGAUUCCGAUAGCUGCAUUAUCUUGUUUACCGGUUACUUGUUUUGUGACAUUACAAUUUCCACUUCUUGUAGAGUUAAUAUCGUGUACGUAUGGUCGAGGACUUUUUGGUAAGCAAAGCGAUCGGCCGUUUUAUUGA
Helianthus annuus (common sunflower) is the source of this 2452-nucleotide messenger RNA. RefSeq lists its product as uncharacterized. The transcript is spliced from 7 exons. Lineage: Eukaryota; Viridiplantae; Streptophyta; Magnoliopsida; Asterales; Asteraceae. The record is from RefSeq and is a predicted model, not a curated record. The coding region runs from base 11 to 2452 and encodes 813 amino acids. Gene Ontology annotation, molecular function: protein binding.